GGGCAGGCGUUCAUUGAUAAAAACGCCGGGCUCCCUCGGGCGCGAGCGCAGCGUAGCGAAUCGAGGUAACGCCACGCGCAUCUUUGGCCGGGCGGAACCGAGACAAGCCGGGCCCGCGCAGCGACGCACGCUCCGCCAGCAUGGAGCCCGCCGCGGGCUUCCAGUCUCCGCGCCCCUUCCCGCGUGCGGCCGCCCCGCCCGCGUCCCACGCCGGGCCCGGGCCGCCUGAGAACGCCAUGCCGGGAGCUGAGCUGGAGAUGCUGGCCGGGCCGCCGGCGACGGAUCCAGGGCGCCUCAUCACCGACCCGCGCAGCGGCCGCACCUACUUCAAAGGCCGCCUCUUGGGCAAGGGGGGCUUCGCCCGCUGCUACGAGGCCACUGACACGGAGACUGGUAACGCCUACGCAGUCAAAGUCAUCUCCCAGAGCCGCAUCACCAAGCCUCAUCAGCGCGAGAAGAUCCUAAACGAGAUCGAGCUGCACCGCGGUCUGCAGCACCGUCAUAUCGUGCGUUUCUCGCACCACUUUGAGGAUGCUGACAACAUAUACAUUUUCCUGGAGCUCUGCAGCCGAAAAUCCCUGGCCCACAUCUGGAAGGCUCGGCACAUCCUUUUGGAGCCAGAAGUACGAUACUACUUGCGGCAGAUCCUUUCCGGGCUCAAGUACUUGCACCAGCGGGGCAUCUUACACCGAGACCUCAAGCUGGGUGAGACUCCUGGGCCAGCAGGAUGCAGGGUUGGGGAGGCAGAGAGAAUGGAGUCUAACACACCUCUCUGCCCCCAUCCAGGGAAUUUUUUUAUCACAGAGAACAUGGAACUGAAGAUAGGUGAUUUUGGGCUGGCAACCCGGUUGGAGCCCCCAGAGCACAGGAAGAAAACCAUCUGUGGCACCCCCAACUAUGUGGCUCCAGAAGUGCUGCAGAGACAGGGCCAUGGCCCUGAGGCUGAUGUGUGGUCCCUGGGCUGUGUCAUGUACACGCUGCUGUGUGGGAGCCCCCCCUUUGAGACAGUUGACCUAAAGGAGACUUACCGCUGCAUCAAACAGGUUCACUAUACAUUGCCCACCAGCCUCUCACUGCCUGCCCAGCAGCUUCUGGCUGCCAUCCUUCGAGCCUCGCCCCAAGACCGGCCCUCGAUUGACCAGAUCCUGCGCCAUGACUUCGUCACCAAGGGCCACACCCCCGACCGGCUCCCUGUCAGCAGCUGUGUGACAGUCCCAGACCUGGUACCCCUUAACCCAGCUAGGAUUCUCUUUGUCAAAGUUACCAAGAGCCUCUUUGGCAGGAAGAAGAAGAGUAAGAAUCGUCCUGAGGAGCAGAACGAGGUCUCCUGUUUGGUGAAUGGCCUCACUCGGAUGUCGAUUGGCCGUCAGGCCACCAGGCCUGAGUCCCUCCAGGCUCCAGCAGCUUCUGGUCCUGCCCACCUCAGCCUGGUGGAAACAGCACCUGAAGACAGCUCACCCGGUGGGACAGUGGCUAGUAGUGGAGAUGGAUUUGAAGAAGGUCUUACUGUGGCCACAGUGGUGGAGUCAGCCCUCUGUGCUCUGAGAAAUUGCCUGGCUUUCAUGCCCCCGGCGGAACAGAACCCGGCUCCCCUGGCACAGCCAGAGCCCCUGGUGUGGGUCAGCAAGUGGGUUGAUUACUCCAACAAGUUUGGCUUUGGGUAUCAACUGUCCAGCCGCCACGUGGCUGUACUCUUCAACAAUGGCACACACAUGGCUCUGUCGGCCAACAGAAAGACUGUGCACUAUAACCCCACCAGCACUAAACACUUCUCCUACUUGGUGGGCGCUGUGCCUCAGGCCCUGCAGUCUCAGCUGGGUGUCCUGCGAUACUUUGCCUCCUACAUGGAACAACGUCUCAUGAAGGGUGGUGAUCUGCCCAGUGUUGAAGAGGUAGAAGUGCCUGUCUCCCCACUCCUGCUGCAGUGGGUCAAGACUGAUCAAGCCCUACUCAUGCUGUUUAGUGAUGGCACUGUCCAGGUGAACUUCUAUGGAGACCACACCAAGCUGAUCCUCAGUGGCUGGGAACCCCUCCUUGUGACUUUCGUCGCCCAAAAUCGCAGUGCUUGUACUUACCUCGCUUCCCACCUUCGGCAGCUGGGCUGCUCCCCAGACCUGCGGCAGCGCCUCCGCUAUGCUCUGCGUCUGCUCCGGGACCGCUGCCCAACCUAGGCCCCAGCCUGCAGAGCAGGCAAUGACCCAAGCCCAAGCCCUCAGGCCUAGGGCCUUUGCCUUUUAAGGCUGUGGCCCUUGCCUUUGUGGCACUCCCUGUCCCUUUGGUGCCUCACUGGGGGCUCUGGGCCAAAUCCCCCAGGGAAUCAGGGACCAGCUUUACCGGGGUUGGAGGCUGCCUAUCCUAGCUGCCUCCUACCCCUUCUCCAAGAAAAGCCUGAGCCUUAGCCCCCAGUUAGGGGCGUUAUUUAUGGACCACUUUUAUUUAUUCACAUUUAUUUAUUGGAAUAUGAGCUCCAGGAAGGGCCUCCUUCUGGGAUAAUAAACCGUUUUUGCAGAA
Molecule: messenger RNA, 2511 nt
Organism: Manis pentadactyla (Chinese pangolin)
Lineage: Eukaryota; Metazoa; Chordata; Mammalia; Pholidota; Manidae
Gene: PLK3
Product: polo like kinase 3
Exons: 14
Coding region: 141-2171 (676 amino acids)
Biological process (GO): regulation of cytokinesis; protein phosphorylation; DNA damage response
Cellular component (GO): centrosome; spindle pole; cytoplasm
Molecular function (GO): protein binding; ATP binding; protein serine/threonine kinase activity
Source: RefSeq, a predicted model, not a curated record